This is a messenger RNA of Mycena citricolor, 2256 nucleotides long. The record is from the annotation of a GenBank genome assembly. NCBI's taxonomy places the organism in Eukaryota, Fungi, Basidiomycota, Agaricomycetes, Agaricales, Mycenaceae.
CGGAACAAAUUAUUAGCUCUACAGUGUACCCGAUUCCAGACGAAGUAUUACAGGGUUGGGCCCACCUCAUAGGGCGCUUUCUGCAAUAAGAUUUUUCUAUAACUUAGAGGCAGUGAGCUCUCUCGGAAAAUCGCACAAACAACUGGUCAAGUUAGGAACUUCGGGCUUCAGAAAGCACCAAUUCAUACCAUCUCAUGAACUUCGAAAUGACAUACUUAAGGAUCAAUCUCAAACCAGUGAAAUACGGGAAUUAAAAACAACUGGGACGCUGUUGGCUCAGAUACGCUGCCUAUUUAAGUAGGUCUUGCAAUGGUUGUUCCAUCCGCGCACGCUGCAGUGUCUUGUCAUGUCACGGGAUCUGUCAUCAGUUCAUCACGGUGCGGUGGCAUCAUGAUUUUGACUUCCAUCCGCUUAGAUCUCGGCGAUUUUGACGCACCCAGAUAUUUGAUAUCCUCUACUUUCCACCCCUUUACGGAGCCUGCCGAUGCGGCGAGCCCCUGACUCGAUCACGACUACAAGAUUGUCAGCCGAGUUCCCAUCAGCAUCUCUGCGCGACAUGUCGACGGACACAGAGGAGUUUUCCCACACGUCUGCAAGCAACGCUAUUGGCUCGGCUCCACAUCGCGUUCUGCAGGGCCCAUCGGCGUUCAGUCAGUCAACUGACGCUCCGGUAGCCACGCCGCUAUUCCUUUUGGCUUUUCCUUGCGUUCCAUCCACGUUUGUCCAACCUUCCUUGACAACGAGGAACCACCACCACACCACCAUUUGCUCGUACCACCAUGGACUCCUCUUCCUCUCCCACACCCGCGUCAACGCUCACCUUCGACUCGGCGCAGAUACUCCAAACGAUUGUGCGCGACGCGCAGGACCAGCAGGUCGAGUACAAUGUGCAAACGACUACCGCGAACGGGCGCGGUGUGGACAAGAAGCGGUGGAUGACGUUCGUCGAGGUGGAGGGCGUGGCCACGGCUGCGAUCGACUGGCGAGAGAAAACAUUCGAGAUCUCAGGGACGCGAUGUGCCCUGUCCAAGAUGAGGCGGAAACGGUCAGCGUUUGCGAGCUCGCGAUACUGGACGUGGUUUGACUGUGAGGAGUACAAAGUCAAGUACGAGGCUGAGGCGGUCAAUACAUGGACUGUCUACUCAUACACUGGCUCCGUGCUGGCGACGUUUUCCGCCUCGACAUCACGGUUAUUCCGCGGAAAAACGAACCCCAUUCUGACGUUAUCUUCGAGCGUUAGCGACGAGGAAGAACGGCAAUUCAUCUUGCUAGUAUUGUUAUACUCCGAGACCAGGAGAAUGGAAGGUCUCAAAAAGGAGCGAGGACGCCGCCUAGUGGAUCUCUUGAACAAAGGUGGUCCGUGAGCACUACGCCUUGGAGUGCCAAGACAGAUCACUUGGUUCUGGACAUGGGCGGCACGUCCGACGCUUCGACUUCUAUUCAACACAUACUCUCAUCUUGUAUCUUUCGGGCCGAACUUAAUUUCGCUGGUGCGACUGCACAAAGGCGGGUGUCGUGGGCUGCAGGAACGGCGACGCUCCACCCUGCUGGGGUGCAGGACCCUGCCACGACGUCGUGCGCUGGCGAGUAGGAACCUGGUCCGCCCACUGCACGGUUGUGGCCCUAGGGAGCGGUGUGUCGGACGGAGCGAGCGGUGUGUAGCCGAGGUACGGGGAGGACGAGAGGAACGGGGACGGUGGCAGGAAGGGAGACGGGCCGCCGUGCGGGGACGGGUAGAAGUUGCACGGCGGAAGUGCCGCGGCACCUGCCGCGAGCGGAGAUGACGGAUCCUCUUCAGGGACGUAUACGAAGGGUCCGGACAUGUCGGAAAGCGUUAUCAGAGUGGGAGGGCAAGUUCUAGCGGUGCGAUAGAAUGUGGGGGGGAGGAGAGAGCGAUCUUUGGGAUCCUCUAGAUCUGUCGCAUUUAUGAGUACGGUUCAAUCAGAGCGGAUUGUCGAGUGCUGUGCUCCAAGUCACGUCGGUGGCGGUAAGCACAGUGCCGGGAGGUGACGUCCACGUCCCGAAUCCUUCUGUCAAGUACUCUCCGUGGCUGUCGUAGAAAAUCGCAGUUAGAGCGGGAGUGAGGGUGGAAGACGAGCAACUUGGGAAAUGACGGGCAGCGAGUCAAUUUUCGUAUCGCCGUCGGCGCUCAUCAGAUCAUUAUCAGUCGCUUGAAAAAAAUGUGAUCAGAUUAGAUUAGAUAGUACGAGAUCCGCGAUGUCUUCCAAAGAUCGAUAAAUUUUCUCAGCGUUCUUU